CGCGGCACACAGGAGCUUUGUGGUGGAGUACAGUAGCUCGCCAGAUCAACAAGCCUGUGUUUUGGAUGCAGUUUGACAAACAGCCUGUUUCUGUCGCUGAUGUCAGUCGCUCUCUGAGUUACCAGCGAGACGUGUCACGCUUGAACUGCGGUAAACCAGCACUAAAACUAACAAGCGGCCUAGACACGUAGCCGAGCAGGGUGGAUGACAGCGUCGGUGUAACUUUAAUGACAGCGAGCUUGUUUUUCUCUGACAUUUCACCUCAGGCAAGUCAACAAGACAGCGACGCUCGUGUCUCCUCACUCUUCAAACCGAGCCAGGCAGGCGUUUUCACCGUGGUUCUGACAAUCUGUCACGAGCGCAAACAUUAGCCAACUUAUUUGAUCCCUAAAACAGAACAGAACGUAUCCUCAAUGAUACUCGACUUGUUUUUCUUUUUUUAACUAUCAAACAAGGCUUAUUUGGUUGUUGUUUUUUGCCAACAAGACGCGUUCUCUUGAAGAGCUAGCCAAACAAUAUUAAGCUAACUCUGUUUUUCUAAAGCUGUCACAACUGCAUAAGUGUUAGCAUCAGCCUCAACUAGCACCAGCUAACAUCGAAUCCAUUCAUCGGCCAUCACCGAGGACGCAAAACCUGGUUGUCUCUCCAACCUCACCGGUGCAUUGCACUUUGAAUCAGCCCGUCUGACCCGCUGCAGGAGCGGACUCCUCACCGUCACCUCUCGCCUUUAGGAAGCGGUCAGUCGAGGAGCAGCGAGCGGCCAGCUGAGCGUCAGAGUCAGUGGGGGGAGCAGGUUGUGUGCAGCCACGGGAUCCCUCAUCGGACUGUUACAUUAUUAUCGGUAUUUUUGCUGAAAAUGGCGGCAAUCGGAAUGGUGCAGAUGUUGAUCGAAGCAGCCGAGUACCUCGAGCGCAGGGAAAGAGGAGCAGAACACUGCUAUGCCUCCAUGCCACCCUUCAUCAGCAGUGGAGAGAGGGAAAGCUUGAAAAGGAAAAGCAAAAGCAAGAAAAAUACAAGUAGUAGGUCUACACACAAUGAAAUGGAAAAGAACAGACGGGCAAAUCUAAGGCUGUGUCUAGAGCGACUGAAAUCCCUUGUUCCCUUGGGAGAAGAUGCUAACAAGCACACUACCCUCAGCCUGCUGAUGAAGGCCAAAGAUCACAUCAAGAGGUUGGAGGAGAGCGACAGGAAAGCUCAGCACACCGUAGAGCAGCUACAGCGGGAGCAGAGACACCUAAGGAGGCGCCUGGAACACCUGGGGGUGGAGAGGACCCGGAUGGACAGCACCGGCUCCACUGUGUCCGACAAGUCCGACUCUGACCAGGAGGACCUGGACGUGGAUGUGGAGGAGACAGACUACCUGCUGGGUGACCUGGAGUGGAGCACCAGCAGCGUGAGCGACUCAGGAGACGAGCGAGGCAGCCUGCGCAGCAGCUGUAGCGAUGAGGGCUACUCCAGCGCCAGCCUGCUGCGCCUGCAGGACACUCAGGAGAUGGCCAAGCAGCUGGGCUGCAGCCUAUAAACAGCACUGGUCACAGACCCAGCACCCACCUCCUACCCUCAGCCAAUCCCGUCCCAAGAUGCUCUCACGACUUCCUUGUCCUGCUCAGACCUCACCCCUCCUUCCUUUCUUUCCUCCCUGCUCCCUCUCCUCCAGGACUGACCCACGUCCGAGGCCUCUCCUCCACUCAGGCCUCUGCAGACUUCCUGUCCCCACGGAGGUUUCUAUUUGGGCUGCAACUCCUCCCUAAGACACCCGCCUAUAUUUAGCCGUCAUCAGCGGUCACUCACUCUGCACCAAUCAAAUGAGUGGGAUUUUAAAGACACUCCACCUCCAUCCGUCCCCCCCUUUGUCAGAACCACAACUUUCAGCCAGAGAAUGUUACCACACAAUAUCCCACUGCCUCUUUUUCUAUGCCUCAAGAGCCAUAGGAAGAACUGAACGAGAUUUCACCCAAACUUCUCACACGCACACAUACACACACACACACACACACACACACACACACGCACACGCACACGCACGCUUACAUAACACACACAAACACAUACCCAAACAAACAUACACCCCUCCAUCGCUCCUUGUUGUCCAUUGAGACAGAGACCCUCCCGAGGUGUGACACUGACAUGAGAUGGGUUUUUUUCAACACCCUGCUCACCAGUCAACCAUCGGUGCUUGGUGAUUUGCACUUAAAAUUGCUUUUUGUAAAACUGUGUCAUCUUUUUCAAACACUGUCUCUUAAAAACAUAAAGGCCCCCUCACUGCAGCUGUUAUCAUAAGUGAGUGUUUGAGACAUGUCAGUUGGCUGCCCCUGCUGUGUGGUGCAGCAGACUUUGUGGACACUAAAUUAAAUUGUCGGGGCCGACAGCAAUACGUCCCUUGUACCAAGGUUUUCGCAGGAAAUCGAGUAACUAUCCUGUAAUUUUAUGUCCACGUCUGCAGUUCAGAAGGGAAAGUUACACAAAAACAAACAAAAAAACUUGUGCAGCAUGAGAUUGUUAAGGGCUGGGGUAUUUGGGAGGGAUUAGGGGGUGGUUUCAAUGUUCUCUGCCUCUCUCUGAUGAUGGUGGCGUUUUUAAAGCAUCCUUUUAUCAUAUGUGUUUUUCUCACGUUUGAGCCUGGCAACGACAGGAGUCACUGGCAGAUUUAAGAAACUUAACAAAAAACAACACCAGCCACCACCAGGUGGAAUGCUGGGAUAUUUUUGGCAAGUUCUGGAACAUGUUUGUACACUUGUUCUUCUUCACUGCCCUGUUCACCUUAAAGAAGUGAAGAACCCACCUACUGAGACCAGUCAUGAGACUGGAGCACAUUCCACUAUGUAGAAAGGACAGGCAGGGGAGAAUGAGAGUAUUAUUUUAUGGGGCGAAUGUUCUUGCCAAUGUCUUAGGAUGGGUAGAGUUAGGUUUGAGAAGAUGGGAGUCACCCAACAAAAUGACCGGCUUUGACUCUUCAGUUGGAACACGCUGUGGCCACAUCCACACUACUACGUUUUUGUUUAAAUGCACCAACUUUGCUACAAAUACACCUGGCAUCCACACUACUCUGGAGUUUUAGAAAAGUGCUGGUGGCCCCGUUUUAGUUUGAAAACUCCGGCACAGCAUUAUUAAUCUGGAAGGGUAGAAACAUAGAUGUUUGAAAAUGAUGACGUGGACACUCUAAAACAGUUGCUGAUUGGUUGUUUCGGUCACGAUGUUGCCUUCACUGACUCAUCAGGCUCCUUUCGCCUGAACCCCUUCCAUAAGAAUACAACCAGCAUUAGCUUCAGCUAACAGUGUAGAACGCAACAUGUAUAAUCAAUUACAAGUGUUGCUGACCCUGUUGUCUUAGCUAACAGCUGUAUUGCAGUUAAAUCCUGCAUUUUACAAUGGUACAACUGUUUACAUGCAAGAAAACCAACUGUUAUUUGAGUGAACUGCGACAACUCCUGUGUCCAGAAGGACACCCAUGCCUUCCUGUUUAAAUCGUCAUGCGCUUGCCUAGUGUUCAUAGUGUUAUAUGCGUUCUUAGGCGUGUGUGUGGGCACACUUGAGUGGACAAAAUCGUUUCAAACAUAAACGUAGUAGUAUGGAUGUCGCCUGAGAAAGUUUACCUCUUUCUUUAUAUUCACGUCGGAUGAGCACCAAAAUGUAUAACCACAGAUUUUCUUUCCUCCGCCUUGCCUUGAUAGCUAGUUAUUGUUUCUGCAAAAAAAGUACACAUUUUAAUGUAAAUAGUUUACAGAAAGAUCUCUAUGUCUAUCAACAAAUGUAUUUAUUAGAUAUACUAAAUAUAUAGAUUAAUAUAUAUAAAUAUAUUUAGUCAUAGCCUAUGUUCUUCUUGUGAGGUUUAUUGAGAGUUUCCUUUGUGUAGUUUUUUGUGCACAGCAUAGUCAAUCUAUAGAAUAUUUAGAGAGGUCUCUUGUGCCUCAAGGCUUUUGUGUCUGUUCAGAUUUCGGCGCAGUGCUCCUUGAAAAGUAAAAUGUGAUGAUUCUAAUUUUUAGCUGUUUCCCCUCAAGGAGGGAUAAUAGGGAAAAAAAUCUGUAUAACUUUUAAAAUUUUGCGAGAGGAACUGGUGGCUAGGUUGAGGGUGGUGAUGACUCCUGGCAAAAAUAUGUUGCCCGUUUCGUCCAUUUUCACGCCAAGAAGCCUCCAACAAACUGGCUGCUCUCACUGUGAAAUUUUAGUCCCUUGUUUGGGUCAGAAUCACCGCGGGCGGGAAGAGGCUCGCAGCUUUUCUCUAUAUGCAGAUGUCCUCAACCCGUGCAGCACGGUGCCAAAGCCUCUCCUGCUUCUGCAACUGCCACUUGUAAAACUCAGUUAGAGCAUGACAAUGGUACACCAAAAAAAAUGAAAAAAGAAAAUUUGAAAAAUAUAUAUUGUUAAUUGUAAGAUUUAUUGUGGAAUGCUGGUUUUUCUUUUUAGUUUUUCUUUUGAAUCUUUUUGUGAAUCGAUUCUUUUGAAUCGGAAAAUGUGUAGCUGCGCGAUGAAGGGAAAAUGUAUCGAUAUAAUAGGUGUGACUGGGCUGAUUUGUUCGCAGAGACGCCAUCUGUCAGUGGGUGCAUGUGUAUACAGUGUGUGUGAUUGUGCGUAUGUGUGUUUAUUUCGUCACUGUCUUCAGAGAGAAAUAUUGUGGGGGGGUAGUGGGUGGGUGUUUAAAAAAAUGUUUCUUUUCUGGUUUUUCGGUUUAUUUGUUUACUAGUAAAAUGCAAAAAAGUCCACUUGACAAAGACUUCAUGUUUUAACCUGAGCAUUAAUCUCUGUAUGUGGUGGUCUCAAGUUUUCUCCUUUUUGUCUUCCGCCAAUCAACAUGUUUGAAUGUGUGUGUGUGAGCAUGACUCCCUUCUCCACAUGCUGUGUUGGCCUCCAUGGUGCAGGUGAGGUGUGUGUGCGUGGGUGCGUGCGUGAUCCCCUGGACAGAAGCCCUGGUGCUCUCAGCAUCUGCCUUCUAAGAAGCAGGUGUUGAAUCUCUCUCAAAGAACAACACUACAGUCAGACCAGUUGUUUAAGCUACAGGUUUCAGCAUCAGGGGAAAAUCCCGCUCAUGUAUAGCUUUGGUUUAAGCAAAUUUUUUGUCCCUUCAUACAAAGCGGCUGAUAAUGCCUUAAAACAGACACAAAUGUACGACUUAACAGAGUUAUACGAUAUGUAUGACAGUUUGAUAUAUUGACAUGUAUCACAAAGGUCAUUCCUUUUCAUUGUGAUGCUGAUGGUGCUCUCAUGCAUUACACAACUACAUGCACAAGCACACAAGACAACACAUCGUCAUAGCUCCAUGAACAUCGCUGUCGUCGCCUGCCAUCUUUCUUCUUGGAAAGGCCAAAUGUCUGUAUGUUGAGCAAUUACUUAACAGUGGACGUUUUGUGCACCUACUUUUUAAGAAUUGGAGAAUUUAGACACUCACUUUAAAUGUGGGGCAGAAAAAAAAACUUUGAAAACCAACUGUGGAGCAGCAAUUUAUAUUUGUCAGUGAUAUUAAAGGAAUAAAACAUUUGAAACCCUUGUUUACCUACCUA
Molecule: messenger RNA, 5495 nt
Organism: Pleuronectes platessa (European plaice)
Lineage: Eukaryota; Metazoa; Chordata; Actinopteri; Pleuronectiformes; Pleuronectidae
Gene: mxd1
Product: MAX dimerization protein 1
Exons: 6
Coding region: 857-1522 (221 amino acids)
Biological process (GO): negative regulation of transcription by RNA polymerase II
Molecular function (GO): DNA-binding transcription factor activity, RNA polymerase II-specific; RNA polymerase II cis-regulatory region sequence-specific DNA binding; protein dimerization activity
Source: RefSeq, a predicted model, not a curated record